CAGAGCUCUGAGGACUUGGCAGGCUUCUCUCUCUGCUACCUGUCUCCCUUAAGAACGUCUCAUAUUAACCUGUUCUCCAGGAGAAUCCUCUGUCUCCACUCUAAAUGGCACUCCACAACGCUGGACUUGAGAAUGAGGAGCAACAGAGGAAUAACUGACCAAGACAAAGAGAGGAAAGAGAGCAGGAGAGACAGGAAGAGGGAUUCCCCUGUGUUCGGAGUAAACCAAAGAGACAGCGGUGGCCUGUCAGGUUGCUGCAGCCAUGACCAGAAUGAACCAGAGAUGAAACAGGAUGUCUGAGCUCAUCUGAAGCUGUCUAUCCUUCUUCCUCCCUCCUCCUCUGAGGGAGGACAAGAAGAUGAGUGUCACUAACCAUCAGUCCUUCAACAUCCUGGCCAUCAUAUUGUUCCUGCUUUCUACAACAGCUCUUUCUGCUCAUUUUCGGGUGUGUGAGCCCUACACUGAUCACAAAGGGCGUUAUCAUUUUGGAUUCCAUUGUCCUCGUCUCUCUGACAACAAAACCUAUAUGUUCUGCUGUCACCACAACAACACCGCCUUCAAAUACUGCUGCAAUGAUACAGACUUUCAAGCUGUCAUGCAGGUCAACCUUACAACCACUCUGGAUGGUUUCGCACACAAUAACUACACGGCUCUGGUUGGGGUGUGGAUCUAUGGAUUUUUCGUCAUGGUGCUGCUGGCGCUGGACUUUCUCUACUACUCAGCCAUGAACUACGAGGUGUGCCGAGUGUACCUGGAGAAGUGGGGGCUAGGGGGCCGUUGGCUGAAACAAGCGCGCAGUCAGUGGCACAGGGCAGAGCUAGAGGAGAGCCAGGGCCAGCCUCCUCAGCCUGGAGCACCAGCAGGACUGCCACACUGCCCACAGCAGCACUGUCACAACCAGCCCAGACACAGCCUAAAGGCAGAGACCCAGAGCCCAACACACGCUGCUUACAACACAUCAGUUGCCUGGUGA
Messenger RNA from Electrophorus electricus (electric eel), 973 nucleotides. RefSeq names its product shisa like 1b (gene shisal1b). Lineage: Eukaryota; Metazoa; Chordata; Actinopteri; Gymnotiformes; Gymnotidae. The record is from RefSeq and is a predicted model, not a curated record.